Solanum tuberosum (potato) is the source of this 981-nucleotide messenger RNA. RefSeq lists its product as uncharacterized. Lineage: Eukaryota; Viridiplantae; Streptophyta; Magnoliopsida; Solanales; Solanaceae. The transcript has 2 exons. Gene Ontology annotation, molecular function: nucleic acid binding; zinc ion binding. Bases 1 to 981 code for a protein of 326 amino acids. The record is from RefSeq and is a predicted model, not a curated record.
AUGACUGGAGAAUCAUCUUCCCCUACUGUUAUCACACCAGCCACUGUCCCAGCAGUCGGCGUUACCACGACCAUCAAUCCUUAUCAUCUUUAUCAUCUUCAUGCUUCUGAUGCACCUGGAAUGGUACUGAUCAACAAUCUCUUUGAUGGGAAAUGUUAUCAAGGCUGGAGGAGAUCUGUACUCAUUGCUUUGUCUGCGAAGAACAAACAAGGUUUUAUUAAUGGUUCUCAACCUUCUCCUUUAAUUGUCUCUCCAGAUCUUCAUCUUUGGAGCAGAUGUAAUGAUAUGGUUACCUCUUGGCUCCUUAACUCCCUGUCAAAAGACAUUGCAGACAAUGUUAUCUACUCAAGCACAGCUAGAGAAUUAUGGUUAAGUCUAGAACAUAGGUUUGGCCAAUCAAAUGGUGCAAAGCUUUUUCAUCUACAAAAGGACCUUAGUAGGUUGGUACACGGGACUAACAACAUUGCAGGUUACUUCACAAAGCUGGAGAGAUUAUGGGAUGAGUUGGAUUUUCUUAACUCUAAUUUCAAGUGUAAUUGUGUCUGUGUCUAUCAUGGAAAACAGAGGUUGGAAAAGUCUCUGCAAGAUGAAAGACUGAUCCAAUUUCUCAUGGAGGAGGAAAGCAGUCGCAAAAACUUGCUAGUCCUUCAAGGAAUUGGGAAUCCACAUCCCAGAAUUAAUCACCCUCAGCAUCCACAAAAGUUUCAAAGGCCAAAUUUGAAGUUCAAAGGCAAGGGAGCACAGUAUAACCCUAAUGUAUCUUGCACUUAUUGUGGGAAAACUGGGCAUGUGGAAGAUAAUUGUUUCAGGUUGAUUGGAUUUCUGGAUGAUUUUCAGUUCACAAAUGACAAAUGUUUUCAUGGACAAAUCAGAGGAAAUAGAGCAAUGACCAUGGGAGAUAUCGAGGGAAGGAACAGCCAGUUUGCAGAUCAGGGAAAGAACACUCACUUUGCAGAUCAUGGGAGAAUACUCACUAUGUAG